Ixodes scapularis (black-legged tick) is the source of this 1629-nucleotide messenger RNA. Its product is annotated as 4-coumarate--CoA ligase 1. The coding region runs from base 10 to 1629 and encodes 539 amino acids. Gene Ontology annotation, molecular function: CoA-ligase activity. The transcript has 9 exons. NCBI's taxonomy places the organism in Eukaryota, Metazoa, Arthropoda, Arachnida, Ixodida, Ixodidae. The record is from RefSeq and is a predicted model, not a curated record.
GGAAAAAAAAUGGCUGCAAGGAUUGUGAACCGAGUGAUACACUCAUCCCUCCCGGAUUUCGACGUUGGAAACAGCUACGCUUCCCAACUUAUAGAGCAGCGAUUGAAGAAAUUAUCGACCAAGAUAAUUCUUGUUGACAGCCAUCAGAGUUUGACCGGCUCUCAGCUCUUGGAAAAGAUACGUAAAUAUGCGGUUGGUUAUCAGCAACACGGUGUAAAACCGGGCUCCAAUGUGUGUGCGUAUAUUGGCAACGCGGCUGAAACUGUAGCAGCAGCCUUUGGCGUUGUGUUCGCGGGCGGUACGCUUGUCAUGGCAAAAGCGGCCUACGUGGCAAGGGAAUUGCUGUUCACGAUUGAAGACUCCCAUUGCACUUUCCUACUAACUGAUCAAGAAAGCGCACCAAAUGCUGCCAAGGUGGCAAUGCCGUCAAAAAUUAAGGCAUUGUUCUCCGUGGGAAACUCGCCCGGUUUUGUAAAUGUUCUCCAGUUUCAAGAACUGUCAGACGCCUCAUUCACGCCUCCUGCACCUACUAACAACGAAGAAGAGGUUGUCGCAAUAGAGUACACGUCAGGAUCAGAGGGUCCCCCGAAGGGUGUGGAAAUUUCGCACAAGGCGUACUGUGCCGGGUUUCACACAUUCAGCUCUGUUAGUAUGUUUACUGAAGAGGAUGUAUUUCUCGGCUGGAUUCCUUUCACCCACGCGGGGGGUUUUGCACUGGCCAUGUUUUGCAUGCUUUUAGGAACGAAAACAGUCAUAACUGAUCCUUUGAUUUCGUACAAAACUUUCCUGGAGACUCUCAAGACCCAUGAGGUAUCUUCGCUAAUUGGCGCUCAGGGACGGAUGCAGGAUAUUGUCAAUGAAAUCAGAAAAAACAAGUAUAGUGUACCUCGUGUAGAACGAAUCAUGUUAGGAGGUUCAAUGAUGCCGAUUUCGCUUGCAAGUGAAAUUCGUGAAAUCUUCAACGUGGAAUCACUUUAUAAUUGCUACGGCUUGACAGAAGUCUCCGGUAUUGUAAUGUUCUCACAUGUUGGACAAGUUACCUUCGACAAUGGUGGAUUUCCUGCUGCCGGUAUCAAAAUCAAGGUCAUAGACAUAACCAGGGGAGACUCUCUCGGACCGUACCAGAAUGGCGAGAUUGCGGUUCAGGGCCCAGGCGUCAUGAAGGGCUACCAUGGGCAUCCCGAAGCUACUGCGGAAGCCUUGAGCAACGAUGGAUGGCUGCGAACAGGAGAUUUAGGUUACUAUGACACUGAUGGACGGCUCCAUGUUAUUGGGAGAUUGAAACAGAUGAUAAAAUGCAUGGAUAACGUCGUCACCCCUGCUGAGCUGGAAGAAAUUUUGAUCAGCCACGAGGCUAUCGCAGAGGCCGCUGUUGUGGGUGUCCCGAGCUCAAAGUAUGUUGAAGCUCCUACAGCCUGUGUCGUUGUCAAGGACGGCUUCGACAAGAACCUCGAGAGUCUGGCGACGGAACUGAAGGAACUCAUUGCUGGUCAAGUAGCAGUGUUCAAGCAGCUGUAUGGAGGUGUUUUCUUUAUGAAAUCUCUUCCCAAGUCCGAUAACGGAAAGAUCCUGAGACAAGACCUAAAAACAAAGGUUGCCCAUGAAAUAGAAAAGUUGAAAAAAUACUGA